AUGCGGAUCUCAUUGAGUUUUUGCAGCGUGUUCUUCCUGUUGCCAGCCGCCCUCGCGGAAAGCUUCAGAUGCCCUGAUGUGGACGGCAGCACGGUGACCGACGACGGUGGUGUGCAAUGGAUGAUCGGCUGUUACGACGACACACAACCACCCAGCUCCUUCAAUUAUAUAAUAGUGGAAAACGGCUGGAACGGAUGUUUUGCUGCGUGCCGGGCGGACUCGAACUGUGCAGCCUUCACAUUUCGUGGAGAACAGCUCGGUGUCAAUGGAGCAGGUAGAGGAUACUGCUAUUUCAAAUCUACCAACCGUGCUGCCACCGCCUUCUUCCAGGGUAGGGGAAAUGACUUCGUGGGUGCUGUGAAGUUGCAGUACUUGGGGGGCUCACCCGGCACAAGACCGUACCUCGACGCCAAAUUCCCCAACCCUUCUCAAUUCCAAUGUCCACGCGACAGUGGCCAAGUCGUGACUGAUACAUUCGGCACGCAAUAUGUCAUAAGUUGCGGACAAGACACUCUACAAAACAGUGCACAGGCACCCGAAGCGCAGAACAGUUUCCAUGAGUGCUUCUACUAUUGCUCGUGGACCUACCCAGGCUGUCUUGCCUUUACCUACUUGGGUGGCAACAAUGGAGUGGGAGCUGGGAACUGUUACCUUAAAACUGCCCUUGCAGCAAACCAAUUUUCCGGGGGUGGAAGAUCGAAUCUCGUUGGCGCUAUUCUGUUGUCCAACUACAGAGGCCCUGCAAUCACGUACCGUGCCACGACAACUACCACGACAGCUCCUUCUCUUCUUGUUCGGUACGCCUAUGCUCAAGCCGUGAACACCAUAUACUUCACGUCAGUGCAGUGGGUGACGCAGACGGUCAUCACAAGCUACCCAGUCACCGCAACUUCAAUCACCACUCGAUAUCAGACCUACACUUCCAGCAUCACCGUCACUGCCACCACCGUGACCACUCUUCCGGAUGUCACGACUACCCUGCAGCUGACUACGAUCAUCCCCACGACUGUCGUUACCACGAUUGUCUACACGAGCAUCAUCAGCCAGACUACAACGUUGCAACUCACCACCGUGGUUCCUACCACCGUCGUCACCACGAGAUUCAGUACACUUACGCAGACGACCACAAUCUCAAAUACGGUGACUACCACCAUCGUUCCGGUGGUGACGGUCACGCCAACAGUGCUGUGGGCUCAAACGUUCAUCCGUAAUGUGCGCGCCGCCAAAACCAUCGCCGACGAGCGGGCCGUCGUGCAGAAGGAGAGCGCGGCCAUAAGAGCGAGCUUUAGGGAGGAGUCGCACAACUCAGACUUGCGACGCAACAAUGUCGCCAAGCUUCUCUACCUCUUCACGCUGGGCGAGCGAACACACUUCGGCCAGAUCGAGUGCCUCAAGCUGCUGGCUUCACCGCGUUUCGCCGACAAAAGACUGGGCUACUUGGGCACGAUGCUGCUGCUGGACGAGAACCAGGAGGUGCUGACCCUCGUCACCAACUCGCUGAAGAACGACCUGAACCACAGCAACCAGUACAUCGUCGGACUUGCCCUCUGCACCCUCGGAAACAUCGCCUCGAUCGAGAUGUCCCGUGAUCUCUUUCCCGAAGUCGAGACCAUCCUGUCCUCGUCGAAUCCAUACAUCAGGCGGAAGGCAGCAUUGUGUGCGAUGCGCAUUUGCAGAAAGGUCCCAGACCUGCAGGAGCACUUCCACGACAAGGCCAACCUCCUGCUGAACGAUCGCAACCAUGGCGUGCUGCUCAGUGGACUCACGUUGGUCGUGAGCAUGUGCGAAGCCGACGAGGAAGAAGGCGGUGAGCAGGGCGUUGUAGAGAUGUUCAGGCCCUUGACACCAAGCUUGGUCAAGGUGCUAAAGGCCCUCUCACAGUCCGGAUAUGCACCCGAGCACGAUGUCACUGGAAUCACUGACCCUUUCUUGCAAGUGAAGAUAUUACGAUUGUUGAGGGUGCUUGGCAGAGGAGAUCCGCAGACCAGCGAGCAGAUCAAUGACAUAUUGGCCCAGGUAGCCACCAACACGGAAGCCUCAAAGAACGUGGGCAACUCCAUCCUCUACGAAGCCGUGCUGACAAUACUGGACAUUGAAGCCGAUUCUGGCCUGAGAGUGCUCGGCGUUAACAUUCUUGGAAAGUUCUUGACCAACAGGGACAACAACAUCCGCUACGUCGCUCUAAACACCUUACUCAAGGUUGUUGCCAUCGAACCAAAUGCUGUGCAACGGCAUCGAAACACCAUUCUGGAUUGUUUGCGAGAUCCGGAUAUCAGCAUACGAAGGCGAGCAUUGGAUUUGAGUUUCACCCUGAUCAACGAGUCCAACAUUCGAGUCCUCAUCAGAGAAUUGCUCGCCUUCCUGGAAGUGGCAGACAACGAGUUCAAGCCUGUCAUGACUUCUCAGAUCGGCAUUGCUGCAGAUCGCUUCGCACCAAAUAAGCGAUGGCAUGUCGACACUAUGCUGCGUGUGCUUAAACUCGCGGGCAACUACGUGAAAGAGCAAAUACUGUCGUCCUUUGUCCGCUUGAUUGCAACCACGCCGGAACUGCAGACCUAUUGCGCACAGAAGCUAUAUGCGGCUUUGAGAGAAGACAUCAGCCAAGAAGGCCUGAAUCUCGCUGGUGCCUGGGUCAUUGGCGAGUAUGGUGACGCACUCCUUAGAGGCGGUUCUUACGAAGAGGAAGAACUCGUUCGCGAGGUCAAAGAGAAUGAAAUUGUGGAACUUUUCACGACCAUCCUCAACUCCAGCUACUCCGGCACAAGCGUGACCGAGUACAUCAUUACCGCAGCGAUCAAGCUGACUACGCGCCUACAAGACCGGGCUCAGGUCGAUCGGCUGAGACGAUUAUUGCUUAGCCGGCAAGCAGAUCUGAACGUCGAAGUGCAGCAGCGCUCUGUUGAGUACGGCAACCUGUUCGGCUAUGAUGAAGUACGUAGAGGCGUCCUGGAACGGAUGCCGCCACCAGAGAUUCGGGAAGAACAGAGAGUCCUUGGCGAGGCGACCAAGAAACGUCACAGCAAGUUGCCAGCGAAGAAAAAGCCAAGUCAGAUCACAGAGCAGGAUAUGCUUCUCGACCUAAUGGGUGGAGACUCGGGCGUCCCAACGGCUGGCACAGGUGCAGUCAUGAAUGGCUCACAGGCCAACAAUGCUGAUUUGCUCGCUGAUAUACUAGGCGGUGGUGACUCCGUUUCGUCACCAGUGCAGCAAAGCGCAUCUCCGCCCAACGGAUCAGCGCGACCACAGAGUAACAUGGAUUCGAUCAUGGACCUUUUCGGCUCUCAACCAUCAGCAGCGCCAGCAUCAUCACCACAGCGUACACAUUCCUCCGCUGCCUCGAACGACAUCUUAGGUGGGUUUGGAGGCGCCACAGCACAACCCCAACAGCAAGCACAUACAGCGUACGACAAGAACGAUCUAUUCAUUGCCUUCAACGUCCAACGCAGCGCGCAAGCUGUGCAGGUCACCGCUCGAUUCCAGAACACCAGCGACUUUGUAGCGUUAAGCUCCUUAAAUUUGCAAGCGGCGGUGCCUAAAACACAAAAGUUACAGCUGCAGGCCAUCAACUCAUCUGAGCUUCAGGGUGGACAAGAAGCCACGCAACAAAUGCGAAUCACUGGGGUCCAAGGAGCCCCUCCAGCAAAGCUACGCUUACGUUUGAAGAUCACAUAUGCUAAAGAUGGUGGUGAUCCGAUCACGGAACAAGUGGAUUGGAGCGAGCCGACGUAG
Messenger RNA from Fulvia fulva, 3729 nucleotides. Its product is annotated as AP-1 complex subunit gamma-1. The record is from RefSeq and is a predicted model, not a curated record. The coding region runs from base 1 to 3729 and encodes 1242 amino acids. NCBI's taxonomy places the organism in Eukaryota, Fungi, Ascomycota, Dothideomycetes, Mycosphaerellales, Mycosphaerellaceae. Gene Ontology annotation, molecular function: clathrin-cargo adaptor activity. The transcript is spliced from 11 exons. Gene Ontology annotation, biological process: Golgi to vacuole transport; receptor-mediated endocytosis; intracellular protein transport. Gene Ontology annotation, cellular component: membrane coat; AP-1 adaptor complex.